Messenger RNA from Orbicella faveolata, 3695 nucleotides. Its product is annotated as DNA-directed RNA polymerase, mitochondrial-like. The record is from RefSeq and is a predicted model, not a curated record. Gene Ontology annotation, molecular function: mitochondrial promoter sequence-specific DNA binding; protein binding; DNA-directed RNA polymerase activity. Gene Ontology annotation, cellular component: mitochondrial DNA-directed RNA polymerase complex. NCBI's taxonomy places the organism in Eukaryota, Metazoa, Cnidaria, Anthozoa, Scleractinia, Merulinidae. Gene Ontology annotation, biological process: mitochondrial transcription.
GAGCGGGUAAGCGUUCCUUUGAUCUGAGGGCGUGUUUAAAACACGAAAUGGCGAAAUGGCACCCCAGUUAGCCUGAAUAGCGCUCAGGUUAGCCUAAAUAGCGCUCCGGUUAGCCUAAAUACCACUGAAUCGACAGUGGUUAGCGCAAAGUUUAUUAAACUGCGCAAAGCCUGAGUGGCGUGAGAGAAGACGUCUUCUUACAAAGUUCGUGACUUUGAAAACAGAAGGCUUAGCAAUACAACGCUAUAAAAAGCUGUUAACAGAGCGACGUGUUUUCGGUGUCUGUUAAAGGAACGAAAGCCAGCGUUUUCAAAGCUGACACUUUUGCGUCAAUGGAAGCUGCAAAGGGGUUUAAAUGCAUAUUGCAUGCAGUUCUUGGCCCACUCGUAAAGGUGAAAUUUUAAAACAUUUUUUGAAGGUAACAAGUCUUCGAAAUUUUUAUUGCUUAUCGAUAUGGCAAGGGUGACCUUUUCCUUUCCUCAGUAUUACUCCACAAUCGUACGCAACCCCUCUUUCACCCGUGGUCCAGGUCUCCUCGCUGAACGCGCUCAACACCUUGGAAACGACACCUGGAACUUGGAACCAGACUCUCAUUGCCUCUCAUGGCCAUGGCACAUCCAUGGCAUACCGCUGUACUUUAAACUGCAGACGCAAAUAGAAAAUGGCGGAUAAACAUGGCUUUUUUGCAGAUUUGUCGUCGACAGCAGGCAGUUUUCGAAGGUGUUACUCAUUCCUUACAACGUUUAGUGACAAGGAGAAGUUUUUAUAGUUCUUGCACACUACACCGGUCUCUACAGAACCAGCCUGUGUGUCCAGCUAAAUGUACAUUCUCCUUUGUAAGGCCAAGAUUGAGCAAUCGACCACCCACCUUCUUGUUUACUACUCAAGCUUUUCCUCUUCAACAAAAAGUUGUUGAAUCAGUUGUAAAAGAUGAGUCUUCAGCUGAAGGAGGAAAGGCAACAUCAGGGCAAAAAACAAAAAACAAAACAAAGCAAAGCAAGAAGAAAAAGGACAAAAAGAAGGGAAAGACUGGUGAAGCUGUAAAAGACACAAACUCAAAUGAAGUUGAUAAUACUGCAAGCAAGCAACAGGAUUUAGCUGCAAGCAAAAAGAAAAAAGCAAAGCAAAGCAAAUCAACAGCAAAUAACAAGAACAAAAAGCGAAAAAGUAGUGCUAAAGCUGUUGAAGCAAUAAAGGAUGGAAAUGCCAUUAAGGACCAGGAGAAUAUUGUACACAAUAUUGAUAAAAAACAGAGUUCGACUGCCAAGUAUGCUGCAACUGAUGCUAAAAUACAAACUGAACAAAUAAAUACAGAUACUAAAGGUGGAAACACAUGGAAAGAUCGUAGUAGACAGCAAAAUUCAGACAACACAUUUUCUAAGGNAUUAUCGUGCCAACUCCGCUCAAAUAAAAAGCUACUUCGCAGGAAGCCCACUCUUAAAAUAAUAUGUACAUUUGUUGAUUUCUUCUUCACAGGAGACACCUUGCAUCCCAGAUAUGCGUCCCUUUUUCAAAUCUUUGAACAUGAUGAGCUUGCUGACAUAAUGUUGGACACCAUUGUGUUUUAUGUCAAGGGACGUAUCGAAGGAGUUCCUUUGUAUGGCAUUAGUGGAGAGCUGGGCUCUGUGCUUAACCUGAAGUACAUCGUGAAACACAGAGUGCGGUCAGGGAUGUUAGACAAGAUGAAGGCCAUAUAUCAGGACUACUUUUCAUAUUUAAUGGAUGAAAAAGUUAUGGCCACAAAGAUGGCGCGAGAGUUCUGGAAUGAGCUUGAUGAUAUGUUGCCCCUUGGAGCUUCACUACAGCAAGAUGUUCCAAACUGGCCUUGGGCAACAAAAGUUGUGUUCGGUUGCUUACUGGUGGAAUGCUUCCUCAAGUCAGCUCACAUUGAUGUGAACCUCUUCAAUGAUGGCCCUGAGAAGAUUCUGCCAGCAUUUUACCACACCUACGAAUUUAAUAACGACAAGAGGUUUGGGAUAUUGAAGCCUCACCCAAUCGUUUGUAAGUUAUUCAAAGGCUACCUGGCAAAACAAGGAGAGAUUUCCAUGGAAACAACAUCAGUACCGAUGUUGGUACCGCCACGUCCCUGGCGAGCAACCAAGGAUGGAGCCUACCUUAUAUUACCGGUUGAGCUUAUUCGCAGUGCUGGUGAUGAAGACGGUCAAUAUGACAAACUACUGGAAAGUAAGACUAACAAAGAAGACUUGGUCGCCAUAUUUGACUCGCUGAACUUCCUUGGAGGGUGUGCCUGGAGAACUAACAAGAGAAUCCUGGACAUUGCCGUUCACAUGUUUAACAAUGGCGGCAAUGAAGACUUAGCUAUACCAGGACCUGUUGUACAACCAGAAGUGGAUUCAAUAUUACUAAAGUCAGCUGAUGCAGAGGAGAAAAACAAUCUAAUCCGAGAGAGGCGAUUGGCUAAGAAGCUGGCUCGUGAGCAGUACUCUCUAAGGAUGUCUGCCCUGUACAAACUCUCUGUAGCCAAUCAUUUUCGUGAUGACGUGUUCUGGCUGCCAAUCAACUUGGACUUCCGAGGAAGAGUGUAUCCCAUUCCACCGCAUUGUGCUCAUGUCGGGGACGAUCUAAAUCGAGGAAUGCUUCAGUUUGCCAAAGGUGUUCCUUUGGGCGAGAAGGGCCUUGAUUGGCUGAAGAUUCACUUGGUGACAUUACACGGGGCGAAGAAGAAAUCUUCCUUGCAAGAGCGGUUGAAUUACGCUAACGAGAUCAUGGAUGAUAUACUGGAUUCAGCUGAUAAUCCCUUGACGGGUCGAGGCUGGUGGAAGACAGCUGAUGACCCGUGGCAAACGCUGGCCACUAGCAUGGAGAUUGCAGACGCCAUGCGCUCCCCAGACCCCACGCAAUUUGUUUCCCAUCAGCCAGUGCACCAAGAUGGCUCGUGCAAUGGCCUUCAGCACUAUGCCGCUCUGGGCCAUGACAGUUAUGGUGCCAAACAAGUCAACCUGAUGCCUGCCGAUAGACCUCAAGAUGUGUAUGAAGAGGUGGCCAAACUUGUGGAAGCAGCGCGAGUGCGUGACGCAGCCGCCGGUCACGAAAUCGCCAAGGAACUUGAAGGGAAAGUUACCCGUAAAGUAGUGAAACAGACUGUGAUGACCAUCGUGUAUGGUGUCACGUUCAUUGGUGGUCGGCUGCAGAUUGAGCGACAGCUGAAAGACUUGGAUGUGGAGGGAAAUGUUCUUUUUAAGGGCUCUUAUUAUCUUGUAAACAAAGUUUUUGCCAGCAUCGGGGAGAUGUUCACUGCUGCAAGAGGAAUUCAGAACUGGUUUGCUUCGUCAGCCACACAGAUCGCUUUGUCCGGUCAUUAUGUCGACUGGUACACUCCUCUUGGCCUGUACGUCAGACAGCCCUACUGCAGAAAACCUGUGAGACAUGUCAUAAGAACCAACCUUCAAUGGCUCUUAUUACAAGCUACAGGGCUACCUGACAUUCCACCAGACACAAGGAAACAGCGCGGAGCUUUCCCGCCAAACUUCGUUCAUUCCCUGGACUCCACCCACAUGAUGCUGACCGCGCUGUAUUGUCAGCGGUCUGGGUCGACGUUUGCAUCAGUUCACGAUAGCUUCUGGACGCAUGCGGCCAAUGUGGGUGUAAUGAAUCGAAUUUGCCGUGAGCAGUUUGUCGCGCUCCACAGCGAACCAAUACUGGAAGAGCUGCACAAUACCGCUACUCCGCUAUAA